Cyphellophora attinorum is the source of this 864-nucleotide messenger RNA. Its product is annotated as Maf-like protein C3G6.03c. Gene Ontology annotation, molecular function: nucleoside triphosphate diphosphatase activity. The coding region runs from base 1 to 864 and encodes 287 amino acids. The record is from RefSeq and is a predicted model, not a curated record. The transcript has a single exon. Lineage: Eukaryota; Fungi; Ascomycota; Eurotiomycetes; Chaetothyriales; Cyphellophoraceae.
AUGUCGCAGCCAAACCUCAUGGACGAUCCGCCGUCCUACGAAGCGGUGUCACCGAAACCAGACGCAAAAUCUACACAAGUCACCUCCAACGGCACUACAUCCGCCACAGUUCCGCCGCGCCGUCUGCGGCCACCACCUCCACUUGAUCUGCCCGCCUUGAGUCUGGUACGCAACAAGCGCAUAAUACUUGCCUCACAGUCACCCAGACGAAAACAACUACUGGCUCAGAUCGGUCUGACUAACAUUGAGAUCAUACCGUCGAAGUUCGAGGAGAAUCUACCCAAGACUGCAUCACCAUUCGAAUAUGUCCUUGCCACGGCGACCGCUAAGGCAAUGGCUGUCUAUCGCCAGGAGGCGGACGAUCCAAAGAAAGCAGAACCAGGGUUGAUUAUAGCAGCAGACACAGUAGUGGUGCACGCAAACGGGGACAUCUUAGAGAAGCCGCGCAGCGAGGUAGAUCACAUCACGAUGCUGAAGUCACUACGGGACAGCGGGUUCCACAGAGUCUACACGGCGGUUGCACUGAUGGCGCCGCUGGCCAGCGCGCGAGACCCGGGUUAUGCACUGGAGACCGCGACGGAGGAGACUCUGGUCAAGUUUGAUAGAGACCUCACAGACGAGCUACUGCUGGCGUAUGUGAGGACGAGAGAGGGGGCUGACAAGGCAGGUGGGUACGGGAUACAAGGGACAGGUGCGAUUUUGGUGGAGAAGAUAGAGGGCAGCUUCGACAACGUCGUCGGUCUGCCAUUGAGGGCAACGCUGAAGUUGAUAGAACAGAUCGUGGAGAAGGCGGAUGAUGAGGAUACGUUGGAGGGCGAGGCGGAAAUGCUCGGCACUGGUGGUGGGGGUGAAGACGACGAAUGA